Messenger RNA from Drosophila yakuba, 4139 nucleotides. RefSeq names its product extracellular serine/threonine protein CG31145. The transcript has 13 exons. Lineage: Eukaryota; Metazoa; Arthropoda; Insecta; Diptera; Drosophilidae. Gene Ontology annotation, cellular component: Golgi apparatus. Bases 16 to 3006 code for a protein of 996 amino acids. Gene Ontology annotation, molecular function: protein serine/threonine kinase activity. The record is from RefSeq and is a predicted model, not a curated record. Gene Ontology annotation, biological process: protein phosphorylation.
AGUCCGCCUCAUUCAAUGUCACUUGCCUCGAGGACGAGUGUUAAGUCAGGCGGCAGCGAAGUGGACUUAAGGCAACGGAAUGCCAGCAUCCGGAACCUCUUCGCCCCCUCGCCGGCUGAGUUGGCCAAAAAGAAGGAAUCCCGUCAAAGGAGCCGCAGCCAGAGCAGCUUCUCGCUCCAGAGAGCCAGCAGCCAGGAUGAUGCGAUUGGCAAUGGUAUUGGCAUGGGUAUGGGAUUGGGAUUGGGUAGCCAGAUGGGUAGCAAGAUGGGCAGCCAGAUGGGCCUGCCCAGUUCCAGCAAUAGCUACGAUGAUUACGCUCUGGGCAUAAAUCAAUUGCCAAUGACUGCGAAUCAAUCGGCAGUGAGACAAUACAAUGGGCAGGACCAUAACGAGCUGGGCUCAAGUCCCUAUGCACCGGCUUCCACAACGACAUCGGCAUUCCCAGUAAUUCCCAGGACAUCGCACAAUGGCUGCCAUCAGAGUGCAUUUGAAUUGGCAAUGAGCCGGACUCCAACGGAGCACAAAAACUGGAAGUCGACGAGCCAGCUGGAAAAUUUUAUUAACAGCAACGAGAAGCUGCAGCAGGAGCAGCAGUGGCAGCAGGAGCAGCAAUGGCAGCAGGACACUUCUGUUGACUUUGGUAAUGAAAUAACCUGGGGCAAAUCUGCUGAGAAAUCGCUGCCAUUGAAUCACCUGCUGCAAGAUGGAGGAUUUUCCCGAGACGACCAGUGGGAUUUGGACUUUCAGACGGAGCAGCGCGAAAGUUUGCACAGCCAAAGCUAUCGACCAGCUCAAUCGACGCCGCUGGCACAGCGCCUGCAGCGCUUUCGAUAUCGCCAGCAAUUGCAGUUGCAGUUGCAGCAAGAGCCGCAUCAGCAGCAGCAGCAACAGCAGCAGCAGCAACAACAAUCGAGUACUGAUAUCGACGUUUAUGAUAGCCCCUUUAACGGCCAGUUAUCAGCUGAACCAAUAGGCGUAGCCAAUUGGCGGAGGGGAAACCUCGAAGGGCCCGUUGGCGGGAGCGCUCCAGUUGAAGCUGAGCACUCAGCGGAGCAGGCGGAGCUGCCGCCGGAUCGAGUGCUAUAUCCAGACUCGGAACCGGACGAAGAGGAGGCAGCGCCACGACGCCGCGUUGUAAUCCGGCGUCGCAUAGUGCGCACCAGUCGCACCACCACACAAGAUUCACAAAAUCCACAAACUCCAGAGGUUGUGCCGCAAUCCUCCAACGAUAGCCCAACUCCGGCCGAGAUCAACGGACGCAAUCUUGGCUGGCUGACCAGAUUGCGCAGCUUUGGUUCGAUCAAUAGGAAACACCAGCAGACUGCCGCACCGGCGGCUCAACUUGGCCAGCAAAAAGCCAAUUCUGUUGCAAGCAACAGCAGUUGCAGCACCAACAAUCCCAUCAUGGCCGUCCUGCGUACUAUGAAAUUGAAGGAGCGACUGGUCAUCAGUCUGGGCGCCACACUCGUCCUGCUCACCCUCCUGCUCAUCGUCGAUGUGCAGAUGGACUUUGGGGUGGCCAAUCGCCACCUCCUCCAGCAGCAGCAGCACCAGAAGAUCCGGCUGGGCAACGACUACGAUGCCACCGGCGGCGGCGGCGGUGGAAUGCUGCACGAGUUCAAGCGCAAAUUCCUGCAGAAGAGCAACUCCUCGGGCUCCAAGGAGGCAUCCACACAGGCGGGAGCGAGCCAGAGUGGCGCGGCGACCAGUGGCCAGGAUGCGGCGGCCGGAGCUUCGGGUGGAGCAGCUGGAGCCGGCACAUCACGGACCACGUCGACGAGGAAGCCAACGCCACACGAUCGCUAUGCGGAUCUGCAGAAGCACCUGCUCAGCGAUGAGUACUCGCAUGUGAUUGUGGACAAUGCGCCGGAUGUGAGCAGGGACAAUCCCACGCUGGCCGAGAUGCUGCACCGCAAGGCCAGUGCAAAUGCCAGCAAUUUGGAGCGCUUCCAAUUGCGCAUCACGAAGAAGGAGCUGUACGGCGAGCAGGACACUCUGGUGGAUGCGGUGCUACGUGACAUGAUCAAGCUGCCAAUACAGCAUGUUGUGCAAAAGGAGGGCGGCACCCAGCUGAAAUUGAUCAUCGAGUACCCAAACGAUAUCAAGGCCUUAAUGAAGCCGAUGCGGUUUCCGCGGGAGCAGCAAACGCUGCCCAACCACUUCUACUUCACGGACUAUGAGCGUCACAACGCCGAGAUUGCCGCCUUUCACCUGGACAGGAUCCUGGGAUUCCGGCGCGCCAUGCCCGUGGCCGGUCGUACACUGAACAUUACGACCGAAAUUUAUCAACUGGCCGAGGAGAAUUUAUUGAAGACGUUCUUUGUUUCGCCAUCGCUGAAUUUAUGCUUCCAUGGCAAGUGCUCGUACUAUUGUGACACCUCGCAUGCCAUUUGCGGCAAUCCGGACAUGUUGGAGGGCUCCUUCGCCGCCUUUCUGCCCAACUUUGAGUCGGGCAAUCGCAAGGGACGAAAGCUGUGGCGGCAUCCCUGGCGACGCUCCUACCACAAAAGGAAGAAGGCCCAAUGGGAGACAGAUGCCAAUUAUUGUGCCCUGGUCCGGGAUAUUCCGCCCUACGACGAUGGAAGGCGACUGUACGACCUUAUGGACAUGGCCGUCUUUGAUUUCCUCACUGGCAACAUGGAUCGUCAUCAUUACGAGACAUUCAAGGUCUACGGCAACGAGACCUUCCCCCUGCAUUUGGACCACGGCCGUGGUUUCGGGCGGCCCUUCCACGACGAGCUCUCCAUCCUGGCGCCCGUGCUGCAGUGCUGCCUGAUACGCAAGUCGACGCUCAUCAAGCUGCUGGAGUUCCACAAUGGCCCCAAGACGCUGUCCCAGCUGAUGAGCGAGUCCCUUAGCCAGGAUCCCGUCAGUCCGGUGCUGUGGCAGCCGCACCUGGAUGCCCUGGACCGGCGGACCGGCAUCAUCCUGCAAAGCAUACGCGACUGCAUAAAGCGCAAUCCGCCGGGCGACGUGGACGGAUCCGAGGCGGACGUCUCCUCGUAGCGAUGAGGAGGCGACCGGCGUGAGACCACAAAUCAUCCUAGAGCCUUAGUUUAAAUCCCCUAGCUGUUAGUCGCGUGUCCUGUGUGUUGAAACUGAAACAAAAAACAAUUAGCGUUAAUGUUUGGUGGCAAUCGGUCUUUGAAAAAGAUCAACGUCCUAAGUGAAGGUAACCCUGUCGCUCUUUCUGCACAUACCAAAAAAAAAAGAAAAGAAAAGAAAAACACAAAAUUAGAAAAGAAAAAGGAUAAGGAGGCCAAGAGCCGAGGGCGGAAAUGAAUUCACUCUAAUGUUUAUACUUUCACCUAGAUUGUGUGUCGGGCAGCUGGAAAAUGCUUUGAUUGGCAAUGAAAAUUGAGUACCUCCCACCCAAUCGCACACCCAAAUCAAACCCAGCACUAUCGUACGCUUACAGUGGGUGCCAAAAGUAAACGAAGCGACGACGCAAUGUGCAAACAACUUCAAUGGGAAAGUAAAAACUAAUAUAGGGCAAAACUUGACAUUUUGCCGGCGUGCGCCAGAAGGAAACUUGUUUAAAAGACUAUAAAACAUAAACAACAAGAACUAAAACUGAAAGAAUAACUACAAAAAAAAAAAAAAAUUGAAACUAUUUUCUAAAUAUUUAUUUAUAAUUUUUUCAUACAUUUUAUGACUUUUACAUACAUACUAUGUGCAUACACUUUUCUCGUAUGCAAUGCUGCCCCAACUCCCCCACCCCACGCCCCCCGCCCCAUUCUCAAGAAAAGUUGUUGCAAGUUUAGUUCGUAAGUUGACCACCUAACAAUUAUGAUCGAUAUCAGGCGUAGCUUUAUCCGAUUCAAGGAUCGUCUUAUUAGUUAGUCCAAUCAGUUCCAGAGCGAGAAUCAUGUACUUCAUCAGAGAAAUGAGAAACAACUACUGUUAACAAUCUAAUUAAUACUAUUAUUGAGUACAUAGCUAAGUUAAAUUUGUUUUUAUUAUUGUAACGUUUUUCAAUUGUACCUUGAGUGGUUGAGAUAGCGAACAUUGAUUGGCCAAGAAAAGAGACAGGUGAAUAGUGAGUGAAAACUAUGCGGAGACAACAAACAUUGUGUUAGACAUAGUAAAAUUUUAGUGAAAAUUUCUGAUGUAAUUAAUAAAAAAAAGUACCAAAGAAA